This is a messenger RNA of Aspergillus affinis, 348 nucleotides long. RefSeq lists its product as uncharacterized. The transcript is spliced from 2 exons. Lineage: Eukaryota; Fungi; Ascomycota; Eurotiomycetes; Eurotiales; Aspergillaceae. The record is from RefSeq and is a predicted model, not a curated record. The coding region runs from base 1 to 348 and encodes 115 amino acids.
AUGACCACCAUCGCCAACCCUCUCAAAUUCCGCCUCAUCUUCAACGCCCCUCCCUCCGCCGUCGCGGCCUGCAAAGCAGCCAUCUUCGCUGCCGGCGCAGGCAAAUACCCAGGUCCAGGUGACUAUACCGAGUGCUGCUGGACAGCGAUGGGGACUGGUCAGUUUCGCCCCGGGGACGCCGCAAACCCUCACCUUGGCAAAGUCGGGCAACUAGAAGAGACGCCCGAGGUGCGGGUGGAAACGAUCUGUGUGGGUGAGGAUAUUGCUAGGAAGGCGGUUGAUGCUUUGAAAAAGGCUCAUCCGUAUGAAGAGCCAUCAUAUAGUGUGCUUAGGAUGGAGGACUUCUAA